CGAAGGCAAUCUUGGUCUCCCAAAGCCAAAAUUAAUAUACCUUCCUUCUUUCCAUCAAACCCAACUUAGUUUCUAGUUAUGUUUGAAAGUAUUAUUUUCCUCCUUCCUCGUCUUUGAAAAUUUUAAACAAAGUCCAUUUUCUUGAUCUAUUCAAACUACAACGGCGCCGUUCUCUUCUUAUAUUAAUUAAUUUCUACACACGAGAAAAAAAAUACCUUAAUCACAAAGCAAAACAGGAGCAUUACAACUGAGAAACUAAAGAAAAGCUCCGGACAACAUCCCGGUAAUACUCCGCCGCCGUGCAUCUCGUCCUUUAAUUCAAUAGGGUUGCUGAAUUGAACGAAAUGGGUCAAGAAUCUUUCAUAUACAGCUUUGUAGCUCGUGGUACUAUGGUACUAGCUGAGUACACAGAGUUCACCGGAAACUUCCCCGCGAUUGCAGCUCAGUGUUUGCAGAAAUUGCCCUCUUCAAACAAUAAGUUCACUUAUAAUUGCGAUCAUCAUACUUUUAACUUCCUUGUUCAAGAUGGUUAUGCUUAUUGUGUUGUUUCCAAAGAAUCUGUGGGGAAGCAAAUUUCUAUUGCAUUUUUGGAACGUGUGAGAGCUGAUUUUAAUAAAAGAUAUGGUGGUGGUAAAGCAGAUACCGCUGUGGCUAAAAGUCUUAAUAAAGAGUUCGGGCCUAUUAUGAAAGAACACAUGCAGUAUAUAAUUGACCACGCUGACGAGAUUGAGAAACUAUUAAAAGUUAAAGCCCAAGUGUCUGAAGUCAAAAGUAUUAUGUUGGAGAAUAUAGACAAGACCAUUGAAAGAGGGGAAAACUUGACUACACUAUCUGACAAGGCUGACAAUCUGCGUGAUUCGGCCCUAGAAUACAAGAUAAAGGGGACUCAAAUACGGCGGAAGAUGUGGUAUCAGAAUAUGAAAAUAAAGUUGGUUGUUCUUGUCAUCAUCCUGUUUUUGGUUCUUAUAAUCUGGCUUUCAAUUUGCCGUGGCUUCAAUUGCACGAACUAGCAUAUCAAUCAAAUUCAUACAAAUGCAGACCAAACAGGCAAAUCUGUCCAUGAAGAAAGUAAAGCAUCUAUAAGCCUUUGUUUCAGAUUGUUUCUGAAACCUUUUAGAAAAACAAAAAAAAAAACAUUUUUUCCUGUGUUAAUUUCUUAUAAUUUUUAGAGCAGUGUGAAUGAGUUUUUAUUCGCGUCUCUUCCCCCCCCCCCCCCCUGUUGAGGGGUUGGACGGGGAGGGGUGGGAGGAGGGCUGCAUGCAGUGGUUAUAAUCUUAAAAUUGUGUAUUCUGUGCUGUGUAAAUUGUAGACAUGCUAGAUAUCUAUAAAAGAAUGUUGAUUCAGUGAAAUUAUCUCUGUGAUUGAUAG
This is a messenger RNA of Solanum dulcamara, 1368 nucleotides long. RefSeq names its product vesicle-associated membrane protein 724. The record is from RefSeq and is a predicted model, not a curated record. Gene Ontology annotation, cellular component: membrane. The coding region runs from base 345 to 1010 and encodes 221 amino acids. NCBI's taxonomy places the organism in Eukaryota, Viridiplantae, Streptophyta, Magnoliopsida, Solanales, Solanaceae. Gene Ontology annotation, biological process: vesicle-mediated transport. The transcript is spliced from 5 exons.